AUGUCACAACCACAAGUCGGGUGGAUAGGACUCGGUUCUAUGGGAAUUGGCAUGUCCAAGAACCUUCAGAAAUACCUUAAGAGCGUCUCCGCGCCAGCCCUCAUCUUUACAAACAGAACUAUUUCGCGAGGAGAGCCUCUGAAGGAGUUGGGAGCCAUACCGGUCGAGACUGUGAAGGAGGUUGCCAGCAAAUCCGACAUCAUCUUCUCUUGUGUUAGCAACGAUGCCGUGCUUCAAAAAACCGCAGAAGAAAUCAUCGCGUCUGGAAGUAUCCAUGGCAAGAUCUACGUCGACUGCUCGACAGUCCACCCAGACACCUCGGUCAAGAUCGCCGAGCAAAUCACAGCCGCAGGCGGCGAGUUCGUCGCCGGGCCUGUAUUCGGCGCCUCUCCAAUGGCCGAGGCGGGAAAACUCAUCUUCGUCAUCGCCGGUCCCGAGACAGCAACGACCAAGAUCGCGCCCUACUUGAAAGACGUGAUGGGCCGCUCCGUGAUCCCCAUGGGGCCCGUCGUGUCGCAAUCCUCCCUCCUCAAGAUCGCCGGAAACAUCUGCGUCGUCUCCUUUAUGGAAGUCAUCUCCGAGGCGCACGUCUUUGCCGAGAAGACCGGGCUCGGAUCGGCCAUCCUCGAGACGAUGAUCGGCGAUAUGUUCGGCCCUGUCCUGGAGUCCUACAGCAAGAGGCUGACCACAGGGGCGUACGCGCCCGAGCCGACUGGCAAGGCCGGCUUCGAUGUCGCGCUCGCGAUGAAGGACGCGAGACAUGCGCUGAACUGUGCGCAGACGGCCGGGACGAGGUUGCAGGUUAGCGAGGUUGCGUUGAGGAACAUGGAGAAGGCGAGUCAGUAUGGCGAAGAGCUGGGAGGGCGGCCGCUCGAUAGCAGCGCUAUGUAUGGUACGAUUCGAAGGGAGGCGGGGCUCGAUUUCUACACGGAUCUGUGUAAGGAGAGAGAUGCGAAGAAGUGA
Molecule: messenger RNA, 963 nt
Organism: Drepanopeziza brunnea f. sp. 'multigermtubi' MB_m1
Lineage: Eukaryota; Fungi; Ascomycota; Leotiomycetes; Helotiales; Drepanopezizaceae
Molecular function (GO): NADP binding; oxidoreductase activity, acting on the CH-OH group of donors, NAD or NADP as acceptor; NAD binding
Source: RefSeq, a predicted model, not a curated record